Messenger RNA from Penicillium cinerascens, 342 nucleotides. Its product is annotated as FAD-dependent oxidoreductase. The record is from RefSeq and is a predicted model, not a curated record. Bases 1 to 342 code for a protein of 113 amino acids. Gene Ontology annotation, molecular function: FAD binding. The transcript has a single exon. NCBI's taxonomy places the organism in Eukaryota, Fungi, Ascomycota, Eurotiomycetes, Eurotiales, Aspergillaceae.
AUGCAGGACUCGAGUCAAUCGGCAAUUAGAUUGAUUCUGUCUGCGAGGCCAGAGAUCACGACCUGGGAGCCUUUUAGUCGAGUCACUCUGCUCGGCGAUGCGAUUCAUGUCAUGCCUCCGAAGGGUGUGAUGGGUGCCAACACCGCUUUACGGGAUGCGGCUGAUCUUGCACGUCGGAUUUCGUUGGCUGGUGGUGUUGAUGGGAUAGACCAGGCUGCCAUUGGGGAUUAUGAGGCUAGCUUGGGUGGUUUUGCGAGAACGGCGAUCGAACAGAGUUGGCAGGGGGGUAUUAAGAGCUUUGGGUUGAAACUGGUUGAGCAAUGCGAAUUGAUCGCGCUGUAA